Molecule: messenger RNA, 3638 nt
Organism: Funneliformis geosporum
Lineage: Eukaryota; Fungi; Glomeromycota; Glomeromycetes; Glomerales; Glomeraceae
Source: the annotation of a GenBank genome assembly
AAGUGAAAGAGAAGUACGAAAAGGCGAAGAAAUAUUUAAGCUCUCAGAUAAAAAACGAGAAAGUGGAAAAAGAAUUAUUAGAAAAAACCGAUCAAAUUGUAGUUGAACAUGCAACGAAAAAAGUAGUUAAAGAAAAAGCCAAUAAAGUAGUUAUUGAAAAGGUGCAAGGAUCCGUAACUGUAGAAGAGGUCGAUAAAGUUACAAAAACUCAAAAUCAAGAUGGCUCGUUUGAGAUAUCCAAACAAAUCACCGACAAUAUUGGUGUAAAGACUACCGAAAACAUCCAUUCUUUAGUUCGUAUCAAGGAUGAACGCGUCAAAAAAUUGGAUGCCAAAACCUGGAACACGUUCAUAACUUUGGCUUACUGCAACAAAGUAUUAGGUAAACACGAAUCGAAAUGGAUAGUCCAAAACGAAAAGGCCCGUAAAUGGAUACAUGAACAAGUCAAGGACGAAAAAUUAGAAAAAGAAAUCCUGGAAUCAUGCGAAAAGGUCGUGGUCGAAAAGGUUUCCGAAACGAAAAAAGAGCAACCUUCCUUGUUUGGAUGGGUUGGGCAAAUUUUUGAUGACAAAGACACCAAGGUUCAAGUCAAACCUGAUACAAAAGGCAAAGGAAAGGAAGUUUUGCCAGAAGAAAAGAAACCCGAAACUGGAUUUUUAAGUAGUAUCAAAUCUUCCGUUAUUGAACUUGGAAAAAAUGUUGAAGAUGCUCUCAGCUUGGACAAAGAUGACGACGAUGAUCAUCAUGAAAAAGCCGAUGCACUCGAGUCGGUUAAAUCAACAACAACAAAAGAUGUUGUCAAGACUGUAGUAUCGAAACAAAAAGUUGACGGUUCUAUCGAAGUCAGCGAGACAAUUUGUAAUCAAUUAGGUGCACCUUCGGAAGAAAAUGUAGUGAAAACUGUUCAGCAAUACGUUACAACUGAAAAUCUCAAAGAUGCGAAACCUUCCUGGAUCACAACAAGCGUAAACAUCGCAUACCUCAAAAAUUUAGCGGAUAAACAUGAAGGCGAAUGGAAGGAGAAAUAUGAUAAAGCCCGCCAGUAUUUAUCUAAGGAAAUUAAUAACCCUCAAGUCGAAGAAGAGUUAAUAAACGCUUCCGACAAAUAUGUUGUGGAUCAAUCAACUAAAAAGGUUAUUAAAGAUAAAAAGAAAGCUGCUGUCCUCUCCAUUCGAUCAAAAACCUCCGAAGAAACUGUUAAUACGGCUUUAUCAACUCAGAAAGAUGACGGAUCCUUCGAAAUUCACGAAACCAUCACCAAAGAACUUGAUAAUGUUUCCCCCAACGAUUUAAUCAAGAAAGCUCAAUCCUAUGUCAAAAGUGAUAAAAUCAAACCCGAAAAAUCAGAAUCCAUCUUCAAAACAGCAAUUACUCUCGGAUUCUUGACCACGGCCAUGGAUAAUCCAACAAAAGAAUUGUCAGAUAAAUAUCAAAAGGCCAGGGCGUAUCUUAGUUCUCAAAUUGAUGAUGAAAAAUUAGUGGAAGAAAUUAUUAAAUCAUCAAGCAAAGUAGUAAUUGACAAAAGCUCAGAAAAAGUGCAAAAAGAAUCAAAGAAUGCAGCUUUGGAAGAAGUAAAGAAAUCUACUACCCUUGAAGCCACUCAAGCUAUUGUCUCAACACAAAAAGAUGAUGGUUCCUUUGAAGUUAAUGAGAAAAUUGCCGACAAUCUUUCUACAUCAUCUGGUUCCCUUGUGACAUCCGUAACAACGUACACAAAGAAUGAAAAUCUCAAAAAACUUAGCCCCUCAAUUUGGUCUACCGCUCUAUCAAUGCAAUAUUUGAAAAAUACGACUAGCCAAGAUAAAGGUGAUUGGGCAGAGAAAUACAACAAGGCCAGGGAAUAUCUUCGAAUUCAGAUCAAUGACGAAAGUUUAGAGAAAGAGCUUUUGGAAACUUCGGACAAAUAUGUUUUAGAUAGUGUUACACGUAAAUUAGUUAAACAGAAAGAAGAAGAAACUCUUAGAGUCAGGAAACUUGUAUUUGACGAAGAAACGAAAAAAGCAUCUUAUUCAUAUUUAAUUGAAACAUUCAAUGUUGAUGAUGUUCGUUCGUUAUGCUCAUCUCAAGGAAAAGAUGGAUCAAUCACAUUCCACAAAUUAAUCACUGAACGACUUAAAAUCAAAGAUACCGACGAUUCAAUUACGAGUAUCAAGAACUUUGUUAGUAAUCAACGUCUAAGAGCGUGCAAGGAUUCCGUCUUUGAAACCGCACUCACGAUCUAUAUCUUAAGGUAUGUUCUAAUUGAAUACAAAAAUGAAUGGAGUACCGUCGGUGAACGUGCUGAUAAAUGGUUGAAAGAACAACUUGGUGGCGAUAAAAAAUUAGAAGCGGAACUAUUAUCUGCAUGUGAACAAUACUUGAUCGAAGAAACCAUCACACACUUGAAAAGUGUAGUCGUCUUACAAGAUGUAGAAACCGUUCAAAAGAUUACUCUUGAAGUCUCUGAUGAAACUCGUCAAACGGUCUUCAAAUAUCUCCAAUCACGUGCCAUAAUUGAUGAUGCUCACGUGCUCACCAAAUCUCAACACAGCGAUGGUUCUUUCGUUUUACAUCAAUCAAUUCUCGAGCAUCUUCAAAUUCCAUCAAUCGACGAAUCCAUUAAAUGCCUUGUUCGUUAUGUUGGUCAAAAAAGCCUAAAGGAAUGUGAUAAAACAAUUUGGCAAACCGCAUUUGUUAUCACGUAUCUCAGAAUCGUGUUGGUUGAAUACGAGAAGGAAUGGAGCCCCGCUUGUGAAAGAGCGAAGAAAUGUGUUAGUAAAAAACUCGGCAACAGUAAAUUGGAGGAAGAAUUAUACAAAGCUUGCGAUCAAUACCUGAUUGAAAAGGCUGUAGAGUUAUAUAAUAGUCCAAGCUUAGAGGUUAGCGUUAUUAGGCUCGAAGUAGAUGAAGAAACAAGAACUACCGUUUAUAAUGGACUUAGAUCUCAUGCUAAAGUUGAGGAUGCUCGUGCUCUAUGCAAAUCUCAAACAAAGAACCAUUCUUUCAUCCUUCACAAAAUAAUUUCUGAUCAACUCGAGAUAAAAUCAACCGAUGAUGCCGUCGAUUCUCUUAAAUCAUAUGUUGGAAGUUUACGUUUGAGACGUCUCGAUAAUAGCAUUUGGAUCUCUGCAUUUGUUGUUACCUAUUUCAAGUUAGUUUUGGUUGAACACGAAUCCGAAUGGAGCGCAGUUUGCGAUCGAACCAAAUCCUGGAUCAGCCAACAAGUCCAUAAUGCGGAAUUAGAAACUGAAUUAUACUCCGCUUGUGAACAAUAUUUGAUCAAACAAGGCUGCCAAUUUCUCAAUAACCAAACCACUAUCACCUCAGAAGUAACAAAGAGAACGUCUCACUCCGUUGCAAUUGGAUCCGAUGGUGGUGUUCUAACGUCAAAAAACGCUUAUCUUAACUCCGAAUUGAUUGUAGUUGGAGCAGCUGCUCGUGCAAAAUGCAAAGUUAAGCUUGAAAGUGCUCAUAAUAAGACCUUAGAAGAUGUCUCUAAAGCAACCGAUUUGGCUGUCAAGUACGCCGAAGACGAAGUGAAUAGACUAUUUGGUGUCAACGUUACUCAUAGCAAUAAAGACGACGUCUUACUCCGCGCUAGAAGAGCCACUAAAUUUUUGAUGGAUGAAUACUACAAACCGGGCGAAGAUUGUUGUUAA